Messenger RNA from Drosophila takahashii, 2025 nucleotides. It is a transcript of the gene Nepl19, whose product is annotated as Neprilysin-like 19. NCBI's taxonomy places the organism in Eukaryota, Metazoa, Arthropoda, Insecta, Diptera, Drosophilidae. Gene Ontology annotation, molecular function: metalloendopeptidase activity. The record is from RefSeq and is a predicted model, not a curated record. Gene Ontology annotation, biological process: protein processing. Gene Ontology annotation, cellular component: plasma membrane.
UUCGCCAUGGAGAACUUUGGUAUCGCAACGACUCUGCUGUUACUACUUCUGCUGGUGGGGAGUGGUCGAGGUCACCUGCUGCUGCCCGGUCAGCCGGCCAUUGACCUGCGCAUCCAGGCCCAGGAGCAGCUGAUCUCGCAGAACAACGAUAGCUCCUAUGUCCAGCGAUUGAUGCGACUGGCCAAAUCGGCCGAGAUGCGCAGCUAUAUGCAGCCGAAUGCGGAGGCCUGUGACAAUUUCUACGACUACAGCUGCGGCAAUUGGCCCCAGAUCAAUCCGGCCAACGAAGCCUAUCCGCGGGAGACCAACUUUGAGCAGUUGCUGUUGAAGGCAUAUCGCCACAAGCAGCAGCGAUUGAUGGAGCAGCCAGCGGAUGAGGAAGUGGAUGAAGUGGCUGUACUGCGUCUCAAAGAGCUCUACACCAGUUGCCUUCUGUUCCGACAAACCCCCGAGGAUCUUUAUAGACGUCAAUUGCAGGAGAUAGUGGCUGAGUUUGGACACAUGCCGGUUUUGAGUCUCCCGGGUCAGGAAUGGCCAUCGGAAGAUUUCAAUUGGCAAGACACCGUGGCUCGGAUCAAGCGAAAGUACGGCUUUGAUAUUCUUCUGCUCUUCCAGUUGUCCGGGGAUCGCAUCUACGUGGGUCAACCCAAGCAAAUACUUCCGGAGGCCAAUAGACUGGCCGUGGCUGAGGUGACAGCUAAUUAUCUAGAGCACCACUUGGGUGUGGAAAAGCAGUUAGCCAAAGUAGCAGCUAAGGAGAUCACAGAUUUGGAGCAAAAGAUAGCUAGCAUUAUGCUGGAUCGAAGAGUUGGUGUGAUGGCUAAAGUGAGGACUCCAAAUGACACGUAUUACGGUGACGAUGCCAAUCUCACCAAAUAUGUGGAAAUGGUACUUGAUCGGCAAUUGGAAGACAACGAGACUUACUACGAACAUGUUGACGGUUAUCUGGGUGACUUGGUGGAUGAUGUGCUGAUCGAUACACCACCUUACAUAGUGGCCAACUACAUCUUCAAUGAGCUGCUGAAGCACUUUUACUACGAUCGAAGUGGUUCCCCCGUGGAGCAGUGCGUCAGCCGGGUGAGAGAUCUCUUUCCGGAGCUCCUCGAUCACAUGGUUUUUAAGCAGUACGGAGAUGCUGGAACCCUGAGUGAUAUAGAAACCCUGUGGCAGCACAUUCAACAGAGUUUUCGCGGUGUACUCCAAAACUCUUCAGCCGACUGGUUGGUUUUGGAAACUCGCGAACAACUAAUGGAGCAACUAAAUGGCACCAGUUUAGAGAUCAAUGGAUAUGCCGAUGUUAACUUUACAGAACUUUAUGAAGAACUCAAGCUGAAGCCAAGGGAUUACCUACACAAUCUGAGAAGCAUAUUCAACCAACAGAGAUUUAAAAUACAAGUGAAGACUCAGACAUCUGCUACCUAUGAUCCUGUGGGUGGAAGAGUCCUGCUGCCGGUGGCCCUGCUCCAACCGAACUUCCUGUGGUCCCGCUAUUAUCCCCGGGCUAUUCGCUAUGGAACUCUGGGCACUUUGCUGGCCCAGCAGUUGGCCAGGAGUCUGGAGGAUGCGUCCAAGUGGGAUGCCAAGUCGUUUGCCGAGUACUCCAAACGGAAGGCCUGCUUCAAGGAGCAGUACGGAAGGCUAAGGUUAAAUGGAGAGUAUUUACCUGAAAGCGAUCUGCAGGCGGAGAACAUAGCCGAUAAUCUGGGCAUCCAGGUGGCCUACCAUGCCUACAGAAGGUUCCUCGGCGAGCUGUCGCCCUCUUUCCUGGGCUCCGAAUCGCUGCCCCACCUGAGUCUCAGCUCCAGGCGACUGUUCUUCCUCAGCUUCAGCCAGCUGUGGUGCAAGGAUGGCAGCGAGCGGUUCCGGGAGAAGCAAUCCCUGCUCCAGUUGCGAACUCCCAAUGCCCUCCGCGUCCUGGGAGCUCUGGGCAACUUCAGAGCAUUUGGCCGAGACUUUAACUGCGGCAGUGGAAGCAGGAUGACCACUGCACAGAAGUGCCAGCUCUUCGCCGUUAACCUGGAUUAA